Molecule: messenger RNA, 1790 nt
Organism: Callithrix jacchus (white-tufted-ear marmoset)
Lineage: Eukaryota; Metazoa; Chordata; Mammalia; Primates; Cebidae
Source: RefSeq, a predicted model, not a curated record
CUUCAGAGGAAAUAAAUGGUCAUUGAUGUCUUUCACCCUGGGAAGGCAACAGUGCCUAAGACAGAAAUUCGGGAAAAACUAGCCAAAAUGUGCAAGAUCACACCGGAAGUUAUCUUUGUAUUUGGAUUCAGAACUCAUUUCGGUGGUGGCAAGACAACUGGCUUUGGCAUGAUUUAUGACUUUCUGGAUUAUGCAAAGAAAAAUAAACCCAAACAUAGACUUGCAAGACAUGGCCUGUAUGAGAAGAAAAAGACCUCAAGAAAGCAACAAGAGGGAUGCAAGAACAGAAUGAAGAAAGUCAGGGGGACUGCAAAGGCCAAUGUUGGUGCUGGCAAAAAGCCAAAGGAGUAAAGGUGCUGCAAUGAUGUUAUCUAUGGCCGUUCUGGAUUUUGCAGAAGAAGCUUAAUAAACUAAAAACUUUCAUGUGUUAAAAAAAAAAAAAAAAAGGAAAAAACAGAAUGUGCCUUUUUCCUUAUCAGGAGAAGCCUCAAAUCACAGUACUCACUUUGUACUUGCCUGCCCAUACCACCUUCCAGAGAAACUGUCUACCUACAGGCACAGCCAUCUCAAUGGAUAGGUGUCGUUUGGGCCACUUCCCUGUCCAUAGUUGACUAGAUCUGGGUGGAAUUUUGACCCAAGAACAGCUAACCCAUUCUUCUAUAUGUGACCUGGCCCCAGAAUUUGAGCUCAGUGUAUCUGUGUAAACAGAGAGAGUAAAACUGUAAGGAGUAGGAACAGAAUCAGCAGUUAUAGUUGAAAUUACAAAAGAGAAAUCACAAGAAAAAGAGCCCAGUUUUACAGGAAGAACAGAGACCCAGUGUGAGACCCAAACAGCCCAUUAGACACGCAAAGGGACAGAGUUACCAAAGCUCCUGAAGGUUGUGUUAGUGUCUGUGUCCUUCAGAUUGUGACCACACCAACACGCACUCACAGACACAAGAUUUUUGUUGUUGUUAGAGGUGACUAAAGUGACUUUGUUCUUUGCAGCACACCCAAAGAGCCAAUUAAAAUAUUUACAAAUGCUAAUUUAUUGCUGUUAGGAGACUAGGUGGAAUUAAUUAAAAAGAUGUAUAGGUUAGAGCAUCACUAGCAGAAUAUAUAAAGGAACAAAAAGUAUUCAAAUCCCUUCUAAUUGCCCUCUGCCUUUAUAUCUACUCCUGCCUAGGUCAGGCGACCUCUGAAAACUGUCCAUCAAACUCUGGAUAUAUCACUAUAAUGGCAAUCAAUAUAGCUCUGAAAUUCUCUCUGAAUGGGACUUUAUGUCAGUAUUCUCCACUAGACUGUAGGCUUUUAGUGUUAAGUUUGUGAUAAUUUAUUCUUCCUAUUUUGGUGUCUGUAGUACCACCAAAAGGUUCUGAGUAUGUUCUUGAAGCAUGCUUGCUGAAAAAAAUUGUGCCUGCACAUAGGAAGGAUGCUCUUUAUUAUUAAAUAAACUGAUUUAAAUACUUUUUUUAAAAAAUCAACCAUAGGUAUAUGUAACCACUCAAAAGUGAAUAGCUAAUAUGUGAUAGAGCUGUGGUAUACCUCACUGACCUUACAGCUACAUAAAAAAUAUUUUAAAAUAGCCAAGAGCGGUGGCUCAAGCCUGUAAUCCCAGCACUUUGGGAGGCCGAAGUGGGUGGAUCACGAGGUCAAGAGAUCGAGACCAUCCUGGUCGACAUGGUGAAACUCCGUCUCUACUAAAAAUACAAAAAAUUAGCUGGGCAUGGUGGUGUGUGCCUGUAAUCCCAGCUACUCGGGAGGCUGAGGAAGGAGAAUUGCCUGAACCCAGGAGGCGGAGGUUGUGGUGA